Molecule: messenger RNA, 2515 nt
Organism: Eurytemora carolleeae
Lineage: Eukaryota; Metazoa; Arthropoda; Copepoda; Calanoida; Temoridae
Product: muscle M-line assembly protein unc-89
Exons: 7
Coding region: 159-2465 (768 amino acids)
Source: RefSeq, a predicted model, not a curated record
AAGAUUAUAUUGCUAAUCAUGGAGAAGUUGAGCUUAAGCGGAAAACUUAUCACAAGUGUGGGAUCUGCCACCAAAUUCUGCUACUUAGUAGCCCAGCUAUUAAGAAGCAUGCGCAAUCUAAGCAUAAGUUAACCCUGAAAGAAUAUAAUAAACAAUUUAUGCUGGAGCAGAAUAUUCAAUUCAGUCAAGAUGAAAUGGUUGAUAAUGGCAGCAAAGGAAGGAAGAAAGGUGAACAGAAAGCUCCUCAGUGGUGUGAUGGAACAAUGUACAAGUGUCCUUUCUGCUUCGUUAUCUACUACAGAUACUUCACCUUUAGGAUUCAUCUGAUCAACAGUCACAAGAUGAUUGAUACCCUUGAAAGAACCAACUUUAUCAAGCACAGUGAGAUCAUCACAGACAAUUAUAACUGUAAACUGUGCAGUGCGAGCAUUAAGCGAGACAGGAUGGAUAUUGAAGCACAUCUUAAAGACAAACAUAAAACUACACUCCGUAUAUACGCAGAGAAUUUUGAAAGUAAUGAUUCAAAAGAACCUUUUGAGAAAGUUGUUGAAAGGCUUCUGAAAGAGGGAAAGAUAGGAAGUAUAAAUCUAAAUAUUAAGAUUGAGGAAACGAUUAAGGAAGAAAUAUUAGAAACUGAUGAGAUUGAAACUGAUCUUGUAGAUGAUCAUAAUGAUAAAAUUGAAAAUUCUGAGUCUGUGCCCGAGAAGGGUAAUAAAGAGAAAGUUGUUGUGAGUCAAUCAUGUUCUGAGGGUACAGAGAAUUCCACUGAAGAGAUUGCGGAGCCAAGACUUGAAAAAAACAAAAAAUCUCGCCGAUCUAUUAGGAUGAAAGAAAUGAAAGAUCUUCUUGAAAUCAAAGAUAAUACCUCUAAAAAUCCAAAUAAUAUGAUAAACGAAGACAUAUCUAAAGUAUCACCAGAUUUAAACCUGAAAGAGAUCACUAAUAAUGAAGAAAAGAAUGAUUCUAAUACUGGUAGAAAUGCCUCAACUGUAAGAACUAGACGCAUCAUUCUGACUCCAAGAACCCCCUCCAUCCAGCCUGAGACUAAGAUUUCAGAUAGAAAACAAACUGCAAUACCUAAGGAAACGUCAGUUCAACCCUCUAGAUUGCCCGCCAAAAAACUGGAUCCGGCAGCUAGCCCAGUUUCUAAGACCAAGGCAGAGGAAACGAUUUCUACCGAAGAUUCAGGAUCUCAAAGUGAGUCUGAAGGAAGAAGUAAACGAACGCGAAAACCUGUGAACAGACUCAUUUCUCAAGAAGAAACUCAAAGUCCAAAGCUCUUCCAGAGCCCCAAAAGUCAUGCAAUUAAGUCAACCAAGUCGACCAAGAAAAUUGAAGACAUUAUUCAAAGUCCCUGUAAUCAACCAUCAAGCAAACUCGAUGCCCCUGUCUCUGACCAUUCUUCAGAAGAGGGUUUGAGCUACACCCCGCCAACUGUCAAACAUAAAUCGCAUUUUAAUCGCCAAAUAAAGUUCGUCACAGAUGGAAAGCCCGGGAAUUUAUUAGCAAAAGCUGCGAAACCUGUGAAGAAAAUAACCAAAGUAGAGACAUUUACUAGUCCUAACUCAUCUGAAUUGAACUCAAGUCAAGAGAAGCAAAGUCCUGGUGGUGCAACACCAAAGAAGAAGAUGAAAGUGAAAUGGAUUGUUCGGAAGGAUUUACUUAAUUCUUCGCCAACGUCUGAAAAACAAACUUCAACUCCAACCCUGGAAAAAAAGAAGUCAAGUGAAGCGUCGCCUCUACCAAAGAUUAAAACCACAAUAGUUAAAACCAUUGGAAUCUCUCAAUCUGGGAGCAGGGGGAACCUAAUAAAAACCCAAAUAAAGAAUUUCGAUCAAGAAGGGAAAGAAAACCAGAUUAGUCGAAAGCGUCCCAGACCAACUGAUGACGAAUUUUCUCCUAAUUCCCAAGGGGCCAAGAAUCUACCAACAUCUGAGCCCUUAUCUAAAAGACCGAAGAGAGAGGCUGCAACCCGAAUUAAAAACUAUGCAGAAAUAUUCGGGACACAUGAGGAACUUCUUGCGCCAAAAUAUGAACUUCCAAUAAAACAAGAAUAUUCGCCCUCUAAGCCAACUUCCUCAGUAAUAUCUUCAAACAACCCUAUUCAACUAUCUAGAAAUUCAGAAAGCACUGUUGCAAAAAACAAUCAAAGAAUUAGUAUAGCACCCGUGACCCCAUCGCAAGCUACUAAAAAGAACUCGAAAAGCGCUUUAAAGGAUAAGAAUAAAACUUCUCCUAAAACACCCUCCCAACCCCCGUCCCUGCUUUCUGUCGGAGCUAUUAAGAAGGAACCAGUAAACACAGAGGGUGAGAGUAUGUACCGGUGUCCGAUGAAGAAAUGUGAUUGGAAAUGUACUCAGGAUGGAUUGCAAAUUGGUUCUGCUGUACUGCAUUUACUGCGUGUACACGGUGUACAACCUGUAGAGAUGAGAAGACAAGGACUCAAGUUUGAAGUUGCGAUUUAGUCAAUAGUCAUUUAAUCAUUUUUUUAAAGAAAUAAACAUCUUUUGUACUA